Molecule: messenger RNA, 1726 nt
Organism: Arachis duranensis
Lineage: Eukaryota; Viridiplantae; Streptophyta; Magnoliopsida; Fabales; Fabaceae
Product: sugar transporter ERD6-like 16
Exons: 16
Coding region: 121-1506 (461 amino acids)
Biological process (GO): carbohydrate transport; transmembrane transport
Cellular component (GO): membrane
Molecular function (GO): sugar transmembrane transporter activity
Source: RefSeq, a predicted model, not a curated record
ACAUAAUAAUAACAAUGAUGGCGAAAAUUCAAUAUAAGUAGCAUUAUGUUCUUUUAAUUUGCAUGCUGUCUCUUUUCAACAACACCACUCUGAUCCAUCUUCUUCACAAAGAUAAUUGAGAUGGCAAUUGAGGAACACAAAGAUGUUGAGAGUGGUGGUGAUUUGCAAGAACCGUUUAUUCAACAUGCACAUGAUGGAUCCUCCUCCAUUGGGAUGGUUAUACUUAGCACACUUGUUGCUGUUUGUGGUUCCUUCUCAUUUGGAACUUGUGUGGGUUAUUCAGCACCAACUCAAGCAGCUAUUAGAGCAGAUCUUAAUCUCUCUCUUGCUCAGUUUUCGUUGUUUGGUUCAUUAGUAACGAUUGGAGCAAUGCUUGGGGCUAUAACAAGUGGUCACAUUACUGAUUUCAUUGGCCGCAAAGGAGCGAUGAGAAUUUCAUCAGGAUUUUGCAUUACAGGUUGGAUAGCUGUCUUCUUCUCCAAGGACUCUUUCAUACUUGACUUGGGAAGAUUUUUCACUGGCUAUGGAAUUGGAGUUAUCUCAUAUGUGAAUCUUCGUGGAGGACUUGCAACAACAAACCAGCUUCUCAUUGUGAUUGGAUCAUCAGUCUCAUUCUUAAUAGGAAGUGUUGUAAAUUGGAGACUACUAGCACUAGCAGGCUUAGCACCUUGCAUUUGCUUGUUGAUUGGUUUGUGUUUCAUUCCAGAAUCUCCUAGAUGGCUGGCAAAAGUUGGGCGUGAAAAGGAAUUUCAACUAGCUUUGAGAAGACUUAGGGGUAAAGAUGCUGAUAUUUCACAUGAAGCUCAAGAAAUUCUGGAUUAUAUUGAAAGUCUUCAAAGCCUUCCUAAAGCUAAGCUAUUGGAUUUGUUCCAAAGCAAAUAUAUGAGAUCUUUAGUUAUUGGUGUUGGUUUAAUGGUAUGUCAACAAGCUAGUGGAAUCAAUGGUAUAGGAUUCUAUGCAUCUGAGACUUUCGUAGCUUCUGGGCUUUCUUCCGGAAAAGUUGGUACCAUAGCCUAUGCUUUAAUACAGGUUCCAUUUACAGCAUUGGGAGCAAUACUGAUGGAUAAAACUGGAAGAAGACCUCUCAUAACAGUUUCUGCUAGUGGCACUUUCUUAGGCUGUUUUAUUACUGGAAUUGCUUUCUUUCUUAAGGGUCAAAGCUUAUUGCUUGAGUGGGUACCAACAUUAGUAGUUUCUGGUGUGUUGAUAUAUAUUGCAUCAUUUGCAAUUGGAAUGGGAUCAGUUCCUUGGCUAAUUAUGUCUGAGAUCUUUCCCAUAAAUAUUAAGGGAAGUGCUGGGAGCUUGGUAGUGUUAUUGACAUGGCUUGGAGCUUGGAUAGUUUCAUAUACUUACAAUUUUUUAAUGGAUUGGAGUGCUCCUGGUACUUUCUUUUUAUAUGCUGUUGGGUGCCUCUUAACUAUUGUAUUUGUAGCAAAACUAGUUCCAGAAACCAAAGGAAAAACACUGGAAGAAAUUCAAGCAUGCAUUAACACAGAGGAAAAGUAAAUUAAUUAAUUAAUCAAGAAAGAUGAGAUGAAUUAGAUUCUAAAAUUGUAUUGUUCUUUUUUACAUCCAUUUUGUCAAUAGGAUCCCCAAAGAGUAAUAGAUGAGUUGCAGUAUUGUAACGAAUAGUAGUAGUAAAUAUGUGUUGAUUAAUUGUAAAAUUAUUGUUUUAAUUGUUGGCUCUCAAGAGUAUUAUUGGAUUAAGAAGUUUUUUUCAUAUUUA